Messenger RNA from Amoebophrya sp. A120, 509 nucleotides. The record is from the annotation of a GenBank genome assembly. NCBI's taxonomy places the organism in Eukaryota, Dinophyceae, Syndiniales, Amoebophryaceae.
GUUUUCGGAACAGGUAGGAUGAAAACGCUUGCUGAAGGUAAGAAGAACAAAAUGACCGCACUCGGCUUCCUCCUCACAAAUUGUGUGGUGGCCUUGUUCGGGAGCUAUGGAGGGAGAGUCGCGGGCGCGCAGACGUCUGCUACCGAAGCAUUUUGGAAUGAUGUACAGGAUGCGGGCAAUACGAAGGCGAAAUGGUUUUCCCACGUUGUCAUUUUUUGCAGGGCGUGCAGGAUGGUUUCUGUGGUGCGAUCCUAACAACUGACCAUCCCCCACACCACUAGACAUGCAUGAUAUAUAUGUUCAUCAUCUUACGCAUUGGUGGUUCGCAAGUCACGUUUCAGGUUUUUCUUCAUCUUCUUCUUCCAAGUACAACGGCGCGAUAGGCGUCGGCAAAGCGUGAGUCGGUUUGGCGUAUCACACAUGCCAGUGAAGAACUCUAUCGCAACAUGAAACGCUACCCCAAAUAAAAUGACAAGAAGGGAAGUUUUUUCAUUGCACCCGCAUCGAAA